CAAUAUCAUAUCAUUGUGGUUCAAAGUAAACGGUGAUAUUCUGAAUUAAAAAUUAUAAACGAUUGUGAGGUGAUGCCUGAUGUAAAAGUUUUAUUUGUUUUUUGGAUAAUAGUGGUAGUUAGGUCUAUUCACGUCCACAUACGCGUACACUUAUCCCCACACGCACACGCACACACACCUUGAUUGAAAAUUGAUAGUACCUAUUAGCAUUGAAAGAACAGAUACAGUAUUCACUAUGGCGUCACCAGCUUUUGAUAACGAUUCCUUCCACGAGGACAAAACAAAUAAUGUAUACACUUCAGGCGAAAAGCUGCAAUACAAGGAUGAAUUCUGGGGGGAGACUGGUGGUGAAACCAGUGGGCCCUACAAAGGAUUUACGGUCCUUUCCAAGCGAGCCACCGAUGCCAAGUCUAUGAUGACUGUAUUUGCGGAUGUCAUUGCCACCCGAUGUGAGAUUGAGAAGACAUACGGACAAGCCCUGGUGCGUCUAUCCGAUCACGCAAUAAAGACAAACAAGGACAAGCACGGAACGAUGUACUUUGCGUUCGAGAACACUAUGAAGGGCAUGAAGACUACUGGCCAGCAGCACGUGGAUCUUGGCACACAGAUGAGUAAGGUACUGGGCGCACACUUCAAGGACUUCAACUCGGACUCCAAGGCGCACAGAAAACAGCAAGUCAAACACCUCACAAACCUGCACACGCAACGUGAGAAGGUCUACGCCAGCCUAGUCAAGACCAAGGCCGCAUACAACGUCAAGUGCCAAGAGCGAGAAACGCUCGAGGACCAAUACAAACGCGCCAAGGAUGCGGGCGCACACACGCCUGAGGAGACUAAGGCACUAGACAAGCUACGUGAUAAGCUAUACAAAGCACGUACACAGGCGGAGAGGUCUGAGUUCCAAUACAAGCAGGCCGUCAGUACCGUAGAGGGUGUCCGUUUGGAGUGGGAGAAGGAGUUUGAAUCCAUUGCCGGGCAGCUACAGGAGAUUGAAGAACAAAGAAUCCAGAACGUGCGCCAGGACUUCUGGGUCAUGGCGAACCUGCAGUCCAUCUGCGCCGUAGCCGACGACAACGCCGCUGAGAUGAUCCGGGAGGCGGUCACUCAUGUGGACUGGGAGUCUGACAUCCAGGAGUUUGUGCGCAACAACCGAACGGGCAACGUACGCCCACACCAGCUGGACUUUGUGCAGUAUCAGUACAAGGAGAGUAUCCUGCGUAAUAUGUCGAUCUCGUCCACAGCCACCAGCGGCACCUAUUCGAGUGCUUAUGCGCCACCCAGCCGAGCCGGUUCGGUCAACACCGUGCCCGAGGAAGCCAGUUCGGAGACUGCGCCCGACUACAGCGCAGCCACCACUGCGAAGACCAACGGCGUCGGUGAAGCUUAUAUCGUCAUCUACGAAUAUAACGCGCAAGGAGAAGAAGAAUUAGACCUCAAAGAAGGAGAUGAGGUCGUAGUUACGGACACGAUCGAGGACCCCUGGUACAUGGGCACGCUCAACGGCAAGAGUGGCAUGGUGUAUAAGGAGUACCUGGAGAAAAAGAACUAGAUACAGAUAUCGGAGUAGAUAUAUAUACGCAAAGGCAUGUCGGGAGUAGGCAAGGAAUGGCGGGAGCGAAAGAAGUAUGCGCACCUCGGAUAGGCACAUAUUUGCACAUACAUUUACGUAAGUCGUGAAUUAGUGUUAUAGAUUACUUAUUGACCGGAUAUGAAGCUGUAGUAGCUGAAACAGCCUCUUGUCGAGUAGCGAAGACCACGAUAGGCCAGCUACCGUCUUGCACACUCACAUGUGAUGUGUUGUGGUGUGUAACCACAAAAUGUACAGUAUGGACUCCGCCGUUGCGUUGCACUAUUGUAGCCCUACGAUAGGAAGGGGCAGGAGUCUCAAUAAAGCGCAUACAUACAUACCUCUAUAA
Messenger RNA from Sphaeroforma arctica JP610, 1916 nucleotides. RefSeq lists its product as hypothetical. The transcript is spliced from 8 exons. Gene Ontology annotation, molecular function: protein binding. Bases 236 to 1549 code for a protein of 437 amino acids. Lineage: Eukaryota; Ichthyosporea; Ichthyophonida. The record is from RefSeq and is a predicted model, not a curated record. Gene Ontology annotation, cellular component: plasma membrane; cytoplasm.